This is a messenger RNA of Mollisia scopiformis, 1898 nucleotides long. RefSeq lists its product as uncharacterized. The record is from RefSeq and is a predicted model, not a curated record. Gene Ontology annotation, cellular component: Set1C/COMPASS complex. The transcript has 2 exons. Bases 15 to 1724 code for a protein of 569 amino acids. Gene Ontology annotation, molecular function: transcription cis-regulatory region binding; protein binding. Lineage: Eukaryota; Fungi; Ascomycota; Leotiomycetes; Helotiales; Mollisiaceae.
GCAGGAUUGCUAAAAUGUCUACAGGAACGGCUUCUCCUGCAAGAGAGGCUACCCCUCCAGGAUCGAAUUCGCUGUCCAUUCCGACAAAGCGCGCACUCGACGAUGAUCAUCAACCUGCAGUCUCCUCCCCAUUGAACCCCGAUUUCAAGUCCAAGGACAAUGCGCCCCUCGCUCAUGAACGCGCCUCGCGAACAAAGAAGGAGUCCUUGAAGAAGCGCGAAUCCAAGGCAGGUUCCCUUGCACCAGACACCAGCGCGAGAGCAACUCCAGAUCCCAAGGCAAGCACUUCGAAGAGCAAGAAGACUGAAAGCGAUCUUGCGCCAAUUCGAUACAAACUCCCUCCACCAAAAUCCACAGACUUCGAAGCUCCUCGAGGUCCAAUAUUUAUUCCUGCGCAUGCAAAGAUCGCUCCAGAUGGCACAUCAGUCCAGUUCAAUGAGACUACUGACCAUGUCUACAACAAGAAGAACUUCCAUUACACCCAUUGCAUUGCUGAUCCUGCAUUUCCAUCCUCUCUCUAUUACCGUCAAUCUGAAAGCGAACCCUUUAACCCCCGACUGAACUUCGAAGAUACUUCUACACACAUGUUCCUUGAUGAAGGCGGCAGACACAUCACCACAGACAAGGGUUUCCGAAUGGCUAAGGGCAACGUCUGCGUACGCGAAGGUAGAUUCUAUUGGGAAUGCAAGAUCACAAGUGGUAUUCCAAAGCGAAAGCAUAGCGACGCGCAUGCUGGUCCGGACAACGGCCAUGUUCGCAUGGGUUGGGCAAGACGUGAAGCUACAUUGGAUGCACCAGUCGGAUUUGAUGCUUAUAGCUACGGCCUUCGAGAUGUUCGGGGUCAAAAGGUUCACAUGUCUCGACCAAAGGAUUUCUUCCCACCAGGAGAGGAUAUUCGUGAGGGAGAUGUGAUUGGCCUCGAAAUCAACCUUCCAUCUGAGUCGCUUCAUCGAAAGGUCGUCGAAGGCCAGUAUAACCCCGCAGUGGAUUUGGCAGACGAAGGAAAUACGAGCAUUGAGCGAGCAGACAUCAUCCGCGAUCGAGUCCCAAUUCGUUUCAAGGCACACCUAUACUUCGAGCAGAUCGAGUAUCACUCCUGCAAGGAACUUGAAGAACUGAUGAACCCCUCACCAGUCGUAUCUUCCUCUGGUGGAUUCGGUGCUGGUCAAGAACCAGGUCCAACACAUCUAGUCCCUGCUCUCCGCACCCUCCCGUAUUCGAGCAUCAAAGUCUACAAGAAUGGACAACUGAUGGGAACCCCCUUCACCGACCUUCUUGCAUUCCUUCCACCAGCUUCGAAGCCAUUGCCACAAGUAGGAGCUAGAGAGGGUUUGGACGAUGGCAUGCUAGGCUAUUACCCAGCAGUGUCUGUCUUCCGUGGUGGUGCUGCAGAGGUUAACUUUGGACCGGAUUUCUGGUAUCCACCUCCAGGAUUUGAGGAUCAAGACGACGAAGUAGACAUGAUUGGCAACGAUCAACCUGCUACAAAAACCCUAGAACUCAACAAGCUUCGAGCAGUCGGUGAGCGCUAUGAUGAGCAGAUCGUGGAGGACAUUGUGUACGAUAUCGUAGACGAAGUUGAUUUCUGGAUGCAAGAUGGCGGCGUUAGCGGAAAAGGAGUUGCGAACGGCGUGCGUGCUUCAGGAGUUUCGGUUCAUAACGACUUGGCUGGUGGUCUUCUCGAUUCUUCGGAGAUCAAGGAGUUGGUGCAGGAGGAUGACUGAUUUCGGAGUUUCUCUCGAGAUACCAUAGCAGAAUUACCUGCGCACUAUGUAUAUUAUCAGCUUACCUUUGCAAAGCCAAAGCCCAAAAUAAAUGCAUGCCUGAUUUUCCCCAACGCCGUUCAAUGCAAUGGUAUAUAGUCUCCCUUCUAAUUCCGCCUCAAUUCAUCCCAUCCC